AGUAGACAAUCAGAUGACUCAGAGGCUGGAGCUAAGCGGCCCCGGACCACCAUCACAGCAAAGCAGCUGGAGACGUUGAAGAACGCCUAUAAGAACUCCCCUAAGCCCGCCCGGCAUGUGAGGGAGCAGCUGUCCUCGGAGACAGGCCUGGACAUGAGGGUUGUACAGGUUUGGUUUCAGAACAGAAGGGCCAAGGAGAAGCGACUGAAGAAGGACGCGGGGCGGCACCACUGGGGGCAGUUCUACAAGAGCGUCAAGAGGAGCCGGGGAGGCAGCAAGCAGGAGAAGGAGAGCUCCACGGAGGACUGUGGGGUUAGUGACAGUGAGCUGAGCUUCCGAGAGGAUCAGAUUCUCUCAGAACUUGGCCACACCAAUAGGAUUUAUGGCAACGUGGGGGACGUUUCAGGCGGACAGUUAAUGAAUGGGAGCUUCUCCAUGGACGGGACAGGACAAUCCUAUCAGGACUUGAGGGAUGGGAGCCCCUAUGGAAUCCCCCAGUCUCCAUCCUCCAUCUCGUCCCUGCUAUCCCACGCUCCUUUGCUCAAUGGGCUGGAUUACACGGUGGACAGUAACUUGGGCAUCAUUGCGCACGCAGGGCAGGGAGUAAGCGAGACGCUGAGAGCCAUGGCUGGGGGACCCACCUCUGACAUCUCCACAGGAAGCAGUGUAGGCUAUCCCGACUUUCCGACUAGCCCGGCCUCUUGGCUCGAUGAAAUGGAUCAUCCUCCUUUUUAA
This is a messenger RNA of Dama dama (fallow deer), 735 nucleotides long. Its product is annotated as LIM/homeobox protein Lhx4-like. Gene Ontology annotation, biological process: neuron differentiation; regulation of transcription by RNA polymerase II. Gene Ontology annotation, molecular function: RNA polymerase II transcription regulatory region sequence-specific DNA binding; DNA-binding transcription factor activity, RNA polymerase II-specific. The record is from RefSeq and is a predicted model, not a curated record. NCBI's taxonomy places the organism in Eukaryota, Metazoa, Chordata, Mammalia, Artiodactyla, Cervidae. The transcript is spliced from 2 exons. Gene Ontology annotation, cellular component: nucleus. The annotation marks the transcript as partial.